AAAACGUGUCCAUUCACUGCGAAACUGGUUUGUUUGCUUGGAGAAGUCAAACAUGGAGAUUUAGACAAAAUUUGACAUGUUUGACCCUGUUUAUCAUAAAUUAUACAGCCGAAAUGGUGCUAAAUAUUAAUAUUUCACAAAAUGGAGUUUAGUUUCAACGUAAAUAACCUACUUGCCGACUCGAUCACAAAGUUAGACUGCAACAUAACACCAGCUAGAAGGAAUGCAGAGGGAUACAGCCAAAAUGAGUUGCGGUCACAAUUACUGCUUGUUAUUGACAGAAUGGGAGAAGCAUCCUCAAAGGCUCAAGGAUUGUAUACUAUAAUAACGACUGGAAGGAAAUUACAACUCUCAGACCAUAUACUGUAUGUUAUGAAAGAUGCCUCAGGGCAUGGGGGACGUGGAACAGUUAUAGGAAUAUUAAAGAUAGGUCAUAAGAAAUUAUUUGUUUAUACAAAUCAUGGACAUGUUAACGAGAUGGAACCAUUGUGUGUCCUUGACUUCUAUGUUCACGAGUCAAGACAACGAAUGGGAUGUGGCCGCAAGUUGUUUGAUUACAUGUUAGCGGAUAUGGGAGUGAAAGCAUGUCAUCUGGCUAUAGACAAACCUUCAUUUAAGUUUAGUCAGUUUCUAAACAAACAUUAUAAUCUACGUGCAGAAAUACCGCAAGUCAAUAAUUUUGUUGUGUUCGAGGGGUUCUUCAGCAAUAGAACAGAUACAAGUGUAAGUAAAAGAAAUGGUAGACCUCCAGUUCAUCCAAGUCGGCACAGAGUGAAUGCAUCAGACCCAGCAUCAAAUGCUGGCCAGGAUCCGUUGCUUGGUUACAUGAAAUAUGGAGAGCAAAUGUUAGACGAAGCUUUCCCCCGGCAGAACACAUACAAUGGUUAUAGCCGUCCCCCAUUGCCUCCAACAUUUCAGGGCUCGGGACAGGGAACCAGCAAUCAGUUCGGUAGCCUUGGCAGUCGACCUCCAUCAGGUUCCUCUGGUAAAGGUCGAAGUUUAAGUGUGAUGGCCUCACCAAGAUCUGACGUGCUGGACUACCAGAGGAAUGGUCAACUUCGUCCCAUUUCUAACACAAAUGGUGCUGAUGAGCAAGAAGUUCGCAGUUUAAGUGCUCAAGUUGUGAAAUCAAAGGGCAAGCAGAUCUACAGCAGACAUAUUAACCACCCUGACUCUCCCAUUGGCUCAUUAUCAGGGUCACGACCUUCUAGCGGAAAAUCAUUAAAUGGACAAGUUAAUCCUUCUAGUGUUGGAAUGAAUUUAUUAAAUGGAUUACAAACCCGAAAUCAAAACUCUACUUACGGUGAUCCACCUUUAUUAAGAAGGGGUAUGACUCAAGAUGAAUAUAGCUCUAAAAAUUUAAAUCUGCAUCAUAAUUAUCAGGACCGUAGAGGUAACAUGAAGACCACAACAGCUUAUGAGCAGCCAAUACGGAACCCAUUUAUAACCCGUGAAGAUGAACCAGGAAAUGCAGGCUGGCAGGCGCAUCGGGAUCCAGCCAACUGGACAGUACUUGACCCAACACCAAAUUAUCUUAGUCUAGCUAAAAGAAACUAUACUCAUACUCGACUAUGGUGACACACAAGAACGCCAUACGUUUGAAACGGUUGACAUUUAGACGAAAUAUACACAGAUUAAAUAAAAAGCGCUAAAAAUAUCCUAGUUGACUGGAAAAUUUACUUAUUGAUUAUUAAGCAUAAAGAUUUCAAAUUGAGCCAAGGGAUAAAUGAAACACAGGAAUCAGUAGUAGUCAAAUAUUUCUGUGAUAUAUUAAUGAAGUAUUUUAAAAUAUUGAAAAAAAAUACUACAGUAUAAGGAAAAAGAAGUCACAUUUUAAAACAAUUUUGAUAAUCUCAUUCUUUAUUUUUUUUUCAAGAAAUAUGAUUUACUUAAUUGGUCAAGAGAGAUAAUAAUUAUACUUCUUUGAUACAAUUGUAGGAGUUGUCUCUCUUUGUAUGUUGGUGCAUUCUAAAAGAUUUCAUGUGACACAUUCCUGUAAGAAAAUUCUGUAAGAUUUUUUUUUAGCUCAAGCUUGCAUAUUUUUAAUUUUCAAAGUAAAUAUUAGAUUGUAAAAUCAUGGUAACUGGAGGAGUAAAGCUGGUUGCCUAUCUUCUCAGUGUAAUAGAGUCAAUUGAAUAGGAUUUUUUUUUUAGCUGUGUUUUAUUAAAUACUUUCAAGUAUGAAAUUAAUGUUAAUUGUAUUGAUUGAUAUAACACAAUAGAAUGAUAGGGUAAUUAUUAUACAAGAGUACAUGUAUCUUGAUCUGGAACUUGUAUUUUACUUGAGUGAAUUUUACUAGUAAUAGUAUAGGGUCUGACG
Ruditapes philippinarum (Manila clam) is the source of this 2319-nucleotide messenger RNA. Its product is annotated as alpha-tubulin N-acetyltransferase 1-like. Lineage: Eukaryota; Metazoa; Mollusca; Bivalvia; Venerida; Veneridae. Gene Ontology annotation, cellular component: microtubule. The coding region runs from base 142 to 1578 and encodes 478 amino acids. Gene Ontology annotation, molecular function: tubulin N-acetyltransferase activity. The transcript has 12 exons. The record is from RefSeq and is a predicted model, not a curated record. Gene Ontology annotation, biological process: alpha-tubulin acetylation.